This is a messenger RNA of Eruca vesicaria subsp. sativa (arugula), 870 nucleotides long. The record is from the annotation of a GenBank genome assembly. NCBI's taxonomy places the organism in Eukaryota, Viridiplantae, Streptophyta, Magnoliopsida, Brassicales, Brassicaceae.
AUGGGUCUUCUAAAUGACACGCAUAGUCAUAGGUACGUUUUCUACACUGUGCAGCUCGCAAACCUGGCUAUCGAAAACCAUAACCACAAGCUUAGCUUCGGCGCCUUCAAGGCCAACCACAAGAAAGUCAUGGGGCCGAUGAUAAGAACAGAGGAGGAAGAAGACUACACGAGUCCACCGUGGCUAAUGCCAAUGCUACGAGGCAGCUACUUCGUCCCAUGUUCGAUCCACGCCGAUUCAAACAAAAACGAAUGCAACUUGUUCUGUCUUGACUGUGCUGGAAAUGCCUUUUGUUCGUACUGUUUGGUCAAACAUAAAGACCAUCGCGUUGUUCAGAUAAGGAGAUCUUCUUACCACAACGUGGUUAGAGUGAAUGAGAUACAAAAGUAUAUAGACAUCACUUGUGUUCAGACAUACAUCAUCAACAGCGCAAAGAUCGUGUUCCUCAAUGAAAGACCUCAGGCAAGAAUCGGAAAAGGUGUUACAAACACGUGUGAAAUCUGCUGUAGAAGCCUCCUUGAUUCUUUCCGUUUCUGCUCUCUCGGUUGCAAGCUUGGGGGAAUGAAGAGAGGAGAUCACACUCUAACCUUCUCUGUGAGAGGGAAGCAAGGGAGAGAGUACCAAGGUGGGUCGGAAUCAGAUGAGGCUACCACACCGACUAAGAUGCGUAAGACGAAUGCUUUCAACCGUUUGAUGAGUGGUCUCUCUAUCUCCACUGUUAGAUUUGAUGACUAUGGUCUAGUGGGAGAGCAACGGUCUUUAGGCUCCAGCGAAGAAGGUGGUUCAAGUUUCUCCCCGGGAACACCUCCGAUAUAUAAUCACCGGAACUCAAGCAGACGAAAAGGCAUCCCACACCGUGCUCCGUUCUAA